Acyrthosiphon pisum (pea aphid) is the source of this 2252-nucleotide messenger RNA. RefSeq names its product polyadenylate-binding protein 4-like. Bases 16 to 1749 code for a protein of 577 amino acids. The record is from RefSeq and is a predicted model, not a curated record. Gene Ontology annotation, molecular function: RNA binding. NCBI's taxonomy places the organism in Eukaryota, Metazoa, Arthropoda, Insecta, Hemiptera, Aphididae. The transcript has 8 exons.
AACCGAAACAACAAGAUGGCUUCGCUGUACGUUGGAGACCUGCAUUCGGACGUGACCGAAGCAAUGCUGUUUGAGAAAUUCAGCGCGGUCGGUGUUGUCGUGUCGGUCCGUGUGUGUCGCGACAAUAUCACCAGGAGAUCACUGGGAUAUGCCUACGUCAACUUUCAAAACAUGGCGGACGCUGAGUGUGCUUUGGACACCAUGAACUUUGAAAUUCUUAAUGGAUGUCCUAUGAGAAUUAUGUGGUCUCAAAGAGAUCCUUCUCUUAGAAAAUCAGGUGUAGGCAAUGUGUUCAUCAAAAAUCUAGAUAAGAACAUUGAUAAUAAAGCCAUGUAUGACACAUUUUCUGCUUUUGGAAACAUAUUGAGUUGUAAGGUUGCUCAAGACGAGACUGGUCAAUCAAAAGGCUAUGGCUUUGUUCAUUUUGAUAUGGAACAAUCUGCCACUCAAUCAAUUGAAAAAGUUAAUGGCAUGUUGCUCAAUGGAAAAAAAGUAUUUGUUGGUCGAUUCGUUGGCAGGAAAGAUCGUGAAAAGGAAUUGGGUCAAAAAGCUAAACUUUUCACAAAUGUUUACAUUAAGAAUAUAGAUGAAAAUGUCAAUGACAAAGAAUUGUUUGAGAUGUUUGAAAAAUAUGGAUCGAUUACUAGUUGCAAGGUCAUGUUCAAAGACGAUGGAAGUUCUAGAGGUUUUGGAUUUGUGGCUUUUGAAGAUCCAAAAGAAGCUGAAAAAGCAGUAAGUGAAUUACAUGGCAAAGAAAGCCCAGAAGGAAAGACCUAUUAUGUAGGUCGUGCUCAAAAGAAAGCUGAACGCCAAAAUGAAUUGAAACGCAAAUUCGAACAGUAUAAAAUUGAACGUAUGAAUAGAUACCAAGGAAUUAAUUUGUAUGUGAAAAAUUUAGAUGAUACAAUUGAUGAUGAACAUUUACGCAGAGAAUUUAGUGUCUUUGGAACUAUUACAAGUGCUAAGGUCAUGAUGGAUGAUGGCCGUAGUAAAGGCUUUGGUUUUGUAUGUUUUUCAUCUCCAGAAGAAGCUACUAAAGCAGUAACAGAAAUGAAUAAUCGUAUUGUUGGUACUAAACCAUUAUAUGUUGCAUUAGCUCAACGCAAAGAAGAACGUAAAGCCCAUUUAAACGCCCAAUAUUUACAAAGCAAUACUAAUAUGAGAAUGCAAUCCAUUGGCCCAAUAUAUCAACCUGGUGCAUCAAGUGGUUACUUCGUUCCUACUAUUCCUCAGGGACAGCGUUUCUAUGGACCUGCUCAAAUGACUCAAAUUCGUCCACAACCAAGAUGGGCUUCCCAACCACAAGUUAGGAUUGCAACACCGCAAAAUGCUGCUGCCGGUCAUCCAAAUAUGGCCACACAGUAUCGAAAUAUUGGUGCUCGAGCUCCUGUACCAGCUGGUCAACAAGCUGCAUUCACUGGAAAUUCCAUGGUGAAUAGAAAUUCUAGACCCAUUAGCACAGCUCAACAACAAAUUCCAGGUGCUGUUUCUGCUGGAAGUGUACGUGUUCCAAGCGCACGUAGUUCAGGCUCUGGAUAUAAAUAUACAGCUAAUAUGCGUAAUCCUCCUGGUGAAGCUCAAGGCAUGGGACAAGCACAACCUCGUCAACCCCCUGCACCAGUACAAGCAGCUUUACAUGUACAUGGACAAGAACCACUUACUGCUUCAAUGUUGGCUAGCGCUAAGCCGGAAGAUCAAAAACAGAUGUUGGGAGAGAGGCUUUUCCCUCUCAUUCAGGUAAAAUUUUGAUUGAUUCGUGUAGUAAUUUAUUUAAUGACUUAUAUUAAAUUAUUCAAUAUUAUAUUAUAGCGUAUCUAUCCGAAAUUUACUGGUAAGAUAACUGGUAUGUUGUUGGAAAUUGACAACUCUGAGGUGCUUCACAUGUUGGAACAUCAAGAAUCUUUAAAGAUCAAAGUACAAGAAGCUGUUGCAGUGAUUCAGGCCCACCAAACACAACAAACCCAAGUGAAGAAAGAAUAGUUGCCCUAUCAUGACGUUUUCUUCAUUAUUACAUUUUAUACAAAUAUUCGUUUAAAAAUUUCUUUUUCAUUAAUAUCUAAUUUUUUUACAGUGGGAAAAUUAAAAACUUUGUAUGAGUAAAAAAUUGAGUGCAUAAAAAAAUUUAAUUAAAUAAUAAAUUGAACCAAACUGAAAUAUAGUGCGGUUUCAAUUUCAGUAAUAAUGUCACAACACUUUUAUGGAAAUUUUGUUUUUGAUAAAUUAUCAAAUUAAAAAAUUGAAAACUACUAAAA